AGCUCCAAGUAAACUUGGUAAACCACGUUUUCACUGUUGAGAGUUUUUACUUUUUACGUCCGAUUACUCCGAUUAGUGAGUAGUGACUACUGACUAGUGAUUUGAUCGGUUGGUGUAUCUUCCGUUUGCAUUUUUACUUUAUUUGUAUUUUUGAAUAUUUUCAAAAUGAAUGUUUCUAACGAAGAAAAAAAAUCGGCCAAUGCGGGAAAUUCUGCAAUACUUGUACAUUCGUCCAUUAAUAAAAAAAGACGGGUAUUUGAAAGUGGAGAAAAAAAUAUGAUUAUUAAUCUUUAUAAAAGUAAAAUCAUGGAAAACCAACACAAUAUAAAAUUUGAGGAUUUAAUGAAAUCUAUCUCAAAAGAAAUCAGAAUUGAAGUUCAUUCAAUUACAGAGAUUGUGAACGAGUACUUAGAGUCCAAAAAAAUAGAUUAUGUGAAAUCGCCAGACAGAAAUAAAAGUUGUCUAACAAUCAAUAAAGUUGAAGUUUUCAAUAAAAUUGCAAUUAGAAAUAAAAUACAUGAAUUUUGGUUAAAACGUGAAAUACCUAAAUUUCAGAAAGUUUUACGGAUCAUUAAAAAAGAUCCAGACCUUCCUAUGGUAUCUCAAUCGUCUUUUCAUCAAUUAUUAAAAGAGUUGAAUUUUAAAUGCACCAAAAAGAAUCAAGACAGGGCAUUAACCGAAAGAAAUGAUAUCGUGUUAUGGCGACAUAAAUACAUUACAGACAUACGACGUUAUCGCAACGAAGGUCGAACAAUAUACUAUCUGGAAGAAAUGUGGAUGUAUACUGGUGACUGUACUAGAGAUACAUUAAUUUUGCAGCAAUUAUCUACAGAACUGAAUAAGUCAACAGAUAAAGUAUACUUAGGAGCUGUCCAUAUAUGUUCAACCGAAGGCUUUGUUGAGGAUGGUCUAAUGUAUUUUAAACCGAUUAAAAAGGCAAACGACUACCAUAAAAGCAUUAAUAGUAACAUCUUUUACAACUGGUUCUGUGGAGUUUUGCCUAAAUUAAAAGACAAUUGUAUCAUAGUUAUGGAAGAUGUUUCAUAUCACUCCCUUAAAAAGGAAUCUAUUCCCACAAUGGGUUGGAAAAAGGAAAACAUAAUAAAAUGGUUGAAGUCUAAAAAUUGUGUUGUCGAUAAAUCAUUUGUAAAAUGUCAAUUAAUGAAAAUGGUAAAUGAAAUCAAACCUCUAUAUGAUAAAAAUUUAAUAGAUGAAGAAGCAAUAAAAACUAAUAAAGUGGUCUUACGUUUACCUCCUCUCCAUAAUGAACUAAAUCCUAUUGAGUUAGCAUGGUUGAUGGUAAAAAAUGACGUUAAAGAAUACAAUACUACGUGCGAGUUAGCUGAUGUACAGAAGUUACUUGACGAUGGUAUUCAGCGCAUAACAUCCGACAUGUGGACUAAUUUUGUCAGCCAUACCAUAGAGAAGGAAGAUAAAUUGUAUAAAAUCGACUUUAUGGUUGAUGAAGUAAUAGACUCGACAUUGGAUCAGAUGCAAACAGAAGACACUUCUUCAGACUUUUCUGAUUAAUAUAUGACGUGUAUACCUAAUCAUUUAAUUUUAAAAUUAGUUAUUGUUUUUUUUUUUAAUGUUGUAAUAAAUAUUGUUGAAUAGGUUUUGUAUAUUAAUGUACUCAAAAAGAAAUAUGUUCCAAACAAUCCAAUCUGUAACUAGUUACUAGUUUCUAAUAUAAGAAUGGCUUAUGAGUUAUAAAAUGUCCAAAUAUAGCACUAAAAAAGUAAAAAUAUUUUAAAUUUAUUGAUA
Melanaphis sacchari is the source of this 1764-nucleotide messenger RNA. RefSeq lists its product as uncharacterized. The transcript is spliced from 2 exons. Gene Ontology annotation, molecular function: nucleic acid binding. Bases 166 to 1530 code for a protein of 454 amino acids. The record is from RefSeq and is a predicted model, not a curated record. NCBI's taxonomy places the organism in Eukaryota, Metazoa, Arthropoda, Insecta, Hemiptera, Aphididae.